GCUCUGUUCUUAUAAAAUGGUUAUUCAUGACACUUGUUGUCACAAGGUACUAAAGAAAGUAUAGUAAGAAAAAUAGAAGAGAAUGGAGAAGAAUUUGUCCAAACCUUUCUCUGUUUUCUUGCUCUGGCUUUUGUCCCAAAGCGUUCUUGUUUGCUGUCAACUUGAUUAUAAAUUCUAUGAUUACACUUGUCCAAACCUCACAAAGAUUGUUACAUAUGGAGUUUGGUCUGCUAUUGCAAAUGAUACAAGGAUGGCAGCCUCUCUUUUGAGGCUUCACUUCCAUGAUUGCUUUGUCAAUGGAUGCGAUGGGUCCUUGUUACUGGAUGAUACCAGCACAUUUAAGGGGGAAAAAACUGCUUUGCCCAAUAUAAAUUCAGUGAGAGGUUAUGAAGUGAUUGAUGCUAUAAAGUCCAAUGUAGAGAAGGCUUGCCCAUCCACUGUUUCUUGCACGGACAUAGUUGCUAUGGUUUCUAGACACGCUGUUUAUCUUGCCGGAGGUCCUUAUUGGGCUUUGCCAUUGGGCCGUAGAGAUGGUAGAACGGCGGGAAGUGUGGACGAAGUAAGCCAGCAAUUGCCAUCACCUUUUGAGCCAUUGGACAACAUCACUGCCAAAUUUACUUCAAAAGGUCUCAACUUAAAGGACGUUGUUGUGCUCUCAGGUGCACAUACAAUCGGGUUUGCCCAGUGCUUCACAUUCAAGUCUAGGCUAUUCAACUUUGAUGGGUCAGGAAAUCCUGACCCCACACUGGAUGCAUCACUUUUACAAAAUCUGAGAAGCGUGUGCCCAAAUCAAGCCGAUUCUGACACCAAAUUGGCUCCUUUGGAUCCCAUCACCUCCACAAGAUUUGACAACACCUAUUUCAGAAACCUCCUCAACAAUUCUGGCGUUCUUCAAUCAGACCAGGCUCUUUUGGGUGACAAUACCACUGCUUCCAUGGUCAUCAACUACAGUAGGUUCCCCUAUCUCUUCUCUAGAGACUUUGGGGCUUCUAUGGUUAAGAUGUCCAAUAUUGAUGUUCUCACUGGGCAAAAUGGUGAAAUCAGGAAGAACUGUAGGGUCAUAAACUAAAUUUCAUGUAAAUUAUGCAUAUGUGAUAAUUAAUCAUCCCAAAUGUGUGUUAAUUUAUAUUUAUAUUUGCUGGUUUGUAUGGGAGUUUCUGGUGUUUCGCAGCUAGCUAGUUCAGGUUAACGAGUAGUUACUAAUAUUAUUAAUAGGAUGAAGAGAUUUAAAACUUGAAAUUAUUAUCCAACCAACCAAUAGCUUUGCCACUAUGUUGUUUUCAUGGAAGCUAUAUUAAUUUAGUUAUUCUUGUAAUUUGUACUUAUCAAAUAUUGGGGUAUAGGCAUGAUUCAAGAAAUUAAACAAUAGAAUGUGACAAUUUGAUACA
Ziziphus jujuba (common jujube) is the source of this 1388-nucleotide messenger RNA. Its product is annotated as peroxidase 10. The transcript is spliced from 4 exons. The record is from RefSeq and is a predicted model, not a curated record. The coding region runs from base 83 to 1069 and encodes 328 amino acids. NCBI's taxonomy places the organism in Eukaryota, Viridiplantae, Streptophyta, Magnoliopsida, Rosales, Rhamnaceae. Gene Ontology annotation, molecular function: heme binding; peroxidase activity. Gene Ontology annotation, biological process: hydrogen peroxide catabolic process; response to oxidative stress.